ACAACAUGAAGUCCUUCAUCGCAAUCGCAGCUUUGCUCGUCGUCGCAGCAGCGGCUCCCCGGGAGAGGCGCGACGUGUACGGCCACGGAUACGGUGGAUACGGUGGCCAUGGGGCGUACUAUGGUGGAUACCACGGGGUCGCCCUGGCCGGUCCAGCUCUGGGCCAUGCCAGUCUCGCAGGACCCCACGUAGGAGCGGCCGGACUCGCCGGACCGGCUACCGGGCCGGCCCAUCUUUCCGGGGCCGUAGCCGGACCCGUUCACGUUUCCGGCGCCGUUGCCGGUCCCGCCGUCGUGACCGCUUCCGUCGCCGGUCCCGCUCACGUCGAAGGAUACGACGGCCAUGACGGUGGAUACGGAGGCGCCUACUACGGUGGAUACUAUGGCGGCCCUGCGUACUACGGUGGAUACGGUGGACCCGGAGCCCAUGGACUGGUCGCCGCUGGAUAUGGCUAUGGUGGCCAUGGAGGACACGGAGUGGUCCUCGCCGGUCCCGAAUCUCACGGAGCCGUUGUCGCUGGACCGCACUCCGGCAGUGCCGCAGUUUCCGGCCCUCACUCUGGAUCCGCCGUGAUCGCCGGACCCUCCGGCAAGAUCACCACGCACGGUGCCGGAUACGGCGCGGCCAUCCAUGCCGGCCACGGCCACUGGUAAAUGGUCUAAACCGACUCGAAGGAAACGACGCCAUUACCUCCAAGCGACACUGCCAAAUUGAGCGAAGAGCUGCCAAAAUCGGCGACGACUCCCCUCCUCGCACC
This is a messenger RNA of Orussus abietinus, 757 nucleotides long. Its product is annotated as shematrin-like protein 2. NCBI's taxonomy places the organism in Eukaryota, Metazoa, Arthropoda, Insecta, Hymenoptera, Orussidae. Bases 6 to 653 code for a protein of 215 amino acids. The transcript has 3 exons. The record is from RefSeq and is a predicted model, not a curated record.